AUGCAGCAGUCAUCGCCAACCUCUCCCUACGGAUCCCAACAUCCCCAUCUCGACUACGGCCAGGCGCAAACCCGCAAGCGCUCCCGCCCGCACGAGGACCUCCAGCUGGAUCUGCAAGGUCUCCAAGAAAUUUCCGGAGACGUCCAGCAGGGCUCCAGCGACGUCCAGGUCGAAUUAACCCCCAGUGGCCACCACGCGCAGCCUCAGAGCCUUUCUCUUCACUACCAACCGCAACCGACCGGUUCGCUCUCUCUGCCGCGCGAACAUCAUCAUCACCUACCCAACACCGGCCGGCCCAACAAGAUGCCCCGCUAUGGCGAACCGGCUUCCUCUCCCUCGCACCACCAUGGCCCGCCCAGCGUGGUCGGGCAAGAGGGGAUGCCAGCACCGGCGCCGCGCCCGCGAGGUCCCAAAUUGAAGUUCACGCCCGAGGACGACGCGCUGCUCGUCGAUCUCAAGGAGAAGAAGAACCUCACCUGGAAGCAAAUAGCCGAUUUCUUCCCUGGGCGCAGUUCCGGAACGCUGCAAGUUCGAUACUGUACGAAGCUGAAGGCGAAGACGACCGUGUGGACCGAUGAAAUGGUCCAGAAGCUGCGCACCGCCAUGCAGGAGUACGAGAACGACCGGUGGCGCAUCAUCUCGUCCAAGGUGGGCAGCGGAUUCUCGGCGGCGGCGUGCAAAGACAAGUCCAUGGAGUUAGACGCCGAGGCCGAGGAGGCAGAAGGGGAGGGGGACGAAGGCCCCUACACGCAGUCGCAGAUGGCUGGCAGUUCGAGCGACCCGGCUGCACCUUUCCAAUGACUAUCUGACCAAUUCGAGGACCUGCAUACAUAGUAAUCUAUGGGUCGCGGCGGUUGUUUACGGGGGCUUCUUAGUAUUGCGGAGGAGUAGGAAGCGUGGUGUGCUGGUCAUACUGCCUAAUUCGUGGAAUAUUCGACAUCUACCGGAGCCACAUUUAAUCAACAUUAUUCGCCAUUUACG
Mytilinidion resinicola is the source of this 981-nucleotide messenger RNA. RefSeq lists its product as uncharacterized. The coding region runs from base 1 to 801 and encodes 266 amino acids. The transcript is spliced from 2 exons. The record is from RefSeq and is a predicted model, not a curated record. NCBI's taxonomy places the organism in Eukaryota, Fungi, Ascomycota, Dothideomycetes, Mytilinidiales, Mytilinidiaceae.